AGAUUGGAGAAGAUCGGACCAAUGGCAGUUCUAGAAACAAUAAAAAACGCCCUUGAAAGAAUUAAGAAUAAGAGAGAGAAUACAGCAAUUGGCGUGUGGCGUAUGUUGGGUCGCAGAGGAGCACAGCCAAACCCUCACACACACACUGCUUCAUUCAAUUGUAAUUUGUAGCCCACAACACCAACCAUAGCCGUCCGAUGAACCCAUAAAACAACGGUUAACACUUCUCCAUCAGAUUCCUCUUUCAAUUUCCAGGCGUCGCUCCCUCCCUUCAUCAUCGCCAUCAUCCUUCCUUUCUCUUUUUUUACUAAUUUCUAAAAUUAUUAAAAAUUCCUUUUAUUUUUUUAAAAAAGAAAAAAAAGAAAAAAGAGGGGGCGAACGAAUGGAACUUGCAGUGAAGGUGGCUGAAGCUCACGCCGCCUGGGACGUUGCCACCGCCAUCCUCACCGCCGAUCGCCGCCACAAUCCUCUCCCCGCCAAUUUCGAGGUGGAGUUCUUCGCUGCCCAGAUUCUCAAACGCAAGAUACAAAAUGAGGGUUAUCUACUGCAAUUAGAAGCUAAGGAUGCUUUGUUAAACGCCCUUCUUGUUGCAGUCAGGAGAUUCAGCACUGGGCCUCCCCAGCUUUUAACACAGAUUUGUCUUGCACUCUCUGCCCUUGUUCUUCAAGUUGUUGCGCAUGGAAACCCAAUUCAGCAGCUUUUUUACAGUCUGCAGAAUUUGCAGAGCCAGGAUAAUGGUAAUAUUGCCGUCCUGGAGAUGCUCACUGUCCUGCCAGAGGAAGUUGUUGAUAAUGAACGACCUGAUUCUAAAAUUAGUUCAUUACAAAAAAGCCAUUAUACACAAGAGCUUCUAUCGCAUACGCCUAUGGUUCUUGAUUUCUUGCUGCAACAAUCUGAACUAAGUUUUGAUGGUUCUGUGCAACAGCAUGAAAGGAAUCGGAAAAUUUUGCGUUGCUUAUUGAGCUGGGUUAGAGCAGGAUGCUUCUCGGAGAUUUCCCAGGGAACAUUGCCAGCUCACCCACUUCUGAAUUUUGUGUUCAACUCAUUGCAGGUACCUUCCUCAUUUGAUUUGGCCGUUGAAGUACUCAUUGAACUUGUGAGUAGACAUGAGGGAGUGCCUCAAGGUCUGUUAUGCAGAGUACAUUAUUUAAAGGAAGUACUUCUCCUUCCAGCUCUUACUAGGGGAGACAUGAAAAUAAUUGGGGGCCUUGCAUGCUUGUUGUCAGAAAUUGGGCAGGCUGCUCCGUCCCUUAUAGUAGAAGCAAGUCCAGAAUCCCUUGCAUUGGCAGAUGCACUCCUGAGCUGCGUGGCAUUUCCGUGUGAAGAUUGGGAGAUUGCAGACUCUACACUGCAGUUUUGGUCCGCUCUUGCAAGCUAUAUCCUUUGCCUUGAUGAGGAUGGUGCAAAACAUAGGAAACAUGUGGAGGAAACUUUUUCACCUGUCUUCUCAGCAUUACUUGAUUCAUUGUUGUUGCGAUCUCAGGUGGAUGAUUCUACAUACAAUGAUGACAGAAGAGUGAUUGAGUUGCCUGAUGGUCUUGUCCAUUUCAGGAUGAAUCUAGUAGAACUUUUUGUGGAUAUAUGUCACCUUUUAGGAUCUUCCAUAUUUAUACAAAAGCUCUUUAUUGCUGGGUGGGCAUCUCCAAAUCUACCAAUCCCUUGGAAGGAAGUGGAAAGCAAGCUGUUUGCUCUUAAUGCUGCCGCUGAUGUGAUAAUACAGAAUGGCCAGAGUUUUGAUUUCUCUAUGGUCAUGCAGAUUGUGACCAUGUUGUCCACAAAGCCGUCAGAUGGGUUGAAGGGUUUCAACUGCAUUGUAUACAGAUCUCUAGCAGAGGUGAUUGGUUCCUAUUCUAAGUGGAUAUCUUCUUUCAAGGAAAAUUUUAGGCCCUUGUUAUUAUUUCUUGCUAUAGGGAUUUCAGAGCCUCUAUCCUCGAAUGCUUGUGCGUCUACCCUGCGGAAAGUCUGUGAGGAUGCUUCUAUAGUAAUUUAUGAACCUUCAAAUUUGGAAGUUCUGAUGUGGAUAGGGGAGGGGCUAGACAAGUGGCAUUUAUCAAUGGAAGAUGAGGAAGAAGUAAUGAAUGCUAUAAGUCUGAUCCUUAGUUCUGUUCCCAACAGAGAACUGAAGAGCAACUUAUUGGCUAGAUUUCUUUCUUCUAGCUAUGAAGCAAUCGGGAAACUUGUUGAUCCAGAGACCAGCCAUUCUCUUAAGCAGAACCCUGCUUCCUAUAUGCAAGUUUUGAAUGCUGCCUCUAGAGGGUUACACAGAAUGGGAACUGUAUUCAAUCAUCUUUCUAUAUCUGCGGUGGCUGAACCUGCUGCAGAUGACUCCAUACUUUCACUCUUACGGGUUUUCUGGCCCAUCUUGGAGAAAGUUUUUAGCUCUGAACAUAUGGAGAGUAGUAAUUUAUCCAUGGCAGCCUGCCGAGCUCUUUCGCUAGCUAUUCAAUCUUCAGGUCAGCAUUUUGCAACAUUAUUGCCGAAAGUGCUGGAUUGGCUUUCAACAAAUUUUGUUUUGUACCAAAGUCAUGAGUAUUACAUAAGAACCGCUUCCAUUGUCAUUGAGGAGUUUGGUCACCGAGAGGAGUACGGACCUUUAUUUGUCACCACAUUUGAAAGGUUUACUCAUGCAGCUUCUGUAAUGGCUCUAACUUCCUCCUACAUAUGUGACCAAGAACCUGACUUAGUGGAGGCGUACACCAAUUUUGCAUCUACAUUUAUUCGUUCCUGUAACAAGGAUGCCCUUUCAUCCUGUGGUUCUCUUCUUGAAGUUUCUAUCCAAAAAGCUGCUAUAUGCUGCACAGCAAUGCACCGCGGAGCUGCGCUGGCCGCAAUGUCAUAUUUGUCUUGUUUCUUAGAUGUGGGCCUUGUCUCGCUGUUAGAACAUAUUAAUUGUAUUCUUGAAGGGUCAUUCAACGCCACAACCAUCCAUGUCAUUUCUCACAGUGGUGAGGGGCUUGUAUCCAAUGUGGUUUAUGCUUUACUUGGUGUAUCUGCAAUGUCCCGGGUUCACAAAUGUGCAACAAUUCUUCAACAACUGGCUGCAAUUUGCACAUUAUCCGAAAGAACAACAUUGAAGUCUAUACUUUGCUGGCAAACUCUGCAUGGAUGGCUACAGUCAGCAGUCUCUCUCUCUCUCUCUCUCUCUCUCUCUCUCUCUCUCUCUCUCAUAUUGGUGCCACUUUGGUCAAAGGCCCUUGUCGAUGCAGCCGCUGAUUAUCUCGAGAGCAAGAACUCCAAUGGAUUGAAGAGUAAUUACGGGCAUAUGCAAGGGAAGGGUGGCAGAGUUUUAAAGCGCCUUGUCCGGGAAUUUGCCGAUUCUCACCGGAAUAUACCAAAUCUAACUUGAAGACAUGACAAUGUGAAUUGUGAGAAUUAGCUCAUGCAUUACAGCAUUCAGCUUCAAAGAAAGUUGACCGAGGCACCUUACCUGUAUCAAUUGUUGUAAAGUGAUGAGGUAUGUAUAGUCUCAUCUUUCGUCCAAUCUGGAGCCCUGCCAUUCAAAAUGCCUCACCAUUUUCCAUUACUAUAUUUGUGUAAUUUUCCCUCUCUGUACAGUACACAUCCCACAAUUUUGGCCCUCAAAAUCAGGUUAGGAAAAAUGCCCACCUCCUUUUGAAAUUGUACAGGAUAUCCGUGAAGGAAUAUCCAGAGAUGGAAUUAGAAAUUUUGAAGGGAAGGAAACUCAAUGAUGUCUAUUUUCGCUGUACCACCUGAAACUACUUGAAUAAUUGUAAUAGUUAGAAUUAGUUUUAGCAUAAUAAAUGAUGAUUAGAUCCCUCAAAGAAGAAGAUAAGUUGAAGGGAGAAUUUUCUUUUUUCAUCUAGAAAAAUACUGAAAUAGAAUAAACCAAACCGAGGAUAGCACAUGAAAGGCAGUUUAACUGAAAAAACGUGUGUGUAUAUAUAUAUAUACUAAUGAAUUUU
Molecule: messenger RNA, 3923 nt
Organism: Arachis ipaensis
Lineage: Eukaryota; Viridiplantae; Streptophyta; Magnoliopsida; Fabales; Fabaceae
Source: RefSeq, a predicted model, not a curated record